Gasterosteus aculeatus aculeatus (three-spined stickleback) is the source of this 2272-nucleotide messenger RNA. The record is from RefSeq and is a predicted model, not a curated record. Lineage: Eukaryota; Metazoa; Chordata; Actinopteri; Perciformes; Gasterosteidae.
UUCAGUUGUCAAGGUCCUUCUCUUAAGAAAUGCGUUUAACCGAAAAAAACUGGCUGCUGAUUCUGGUAAUUGUUGGACUGAUUUUACUAGGGAUACUUUUCCCGCUAAAUCACCUGGAUUUAAAAUCGGGUCCUAUACGCAAUCGCAGCUACAGCUGGUUGAAUUAUGAAGCUGCUGAUGGCGGCCCAGAGAAUCAGUGCGACUGUGCAGCAAUUUUGCAGGGCGACAGUGAGGCACUGCAGAAGGCCAAAACACUGACCAUCACUAAAGACUUCCAAAAGAGUAUUAAGAUCCCCAAUGAAUAUUACAUCAGCGCAAGCCAAGACUGCAAGACCUUCAAGGCAAACAGAAAAUAUGUAACGUUUCCAUUGAGCCGCGUCGAAGAGGACUUCCCCUUAGCUUACUCCGUGGUUGUUCAUCAUAAGGUGCAGAACUUUGAGCGACUACUACGAGCCAUCUAUGCACCCCAAAAUAUUUAUUGCAUCCAUGUAGACCAAAAAUCAGAUGCCUCAGUCUACUCUGCCAUCAGUGCCAUAACCUCCUGUUUCCCAAAUGUCUUUAUGGUCAGUCAGAGGGUGGAUGUGGUCUAUGCUGCUUGGUCACGUGUCCAGGCUGAUAUUAACUGUAUGGCUGAUCUCUAUAACGCUACAACAAAAUGGAAAUACUUCAUCAACCUUUGUGGCCAGGAUUUCCCUCUGAAAACCAAUUUGGAGAUUGUGAAUGCAUUGCUAUCAUUGGGGGGCGACAACAGCAUGGAGUCAGAAAAAAUGUCUGAAAACAAGAGGAAUAGAGUCACACAUGUUCAUAAGAUAGUUAAUGGACAAAACCAGCCAACAGGAAAUUUAAAGGGGCCACCUCCCUCCAACCUGCCCAUUCUGACAGGAAGUGCCUACAUCGUGGUUAACCGAGGCUACGUCCGCAGUGUAUUGGAGGACAACCGUAUACCGGCAUUGAUCGAAUGGGCCAAAGACACCUUUGUUCCUGAUGAACUAUUCUGGGCGACCAUUCAACGACUCCCCGGGGUUCCUGGCUCUAAGAGGCCCCAUCCUAAAUACGACAUGACAGACAUGAACGCGAUAGUACGGCUGGUGAAGUGGCAGGAACAUGAGGGAGAAGUGUACCCAGAAUGUCACGGCCACCAUGUCAGGAGUGUUUGUGUGUAUGGUUUUGGAGACGUGCAGUGGCUGCUUCAACAGCAUCAUCUCUUUGCCAAUAAGUUUGACACAGAAAUAGAUCCUAUUGCCGUCUACUGCUUGGAGAAGUAUCUAAGAAAAAAGGCACUAGCUCAGUUAUUUUAGGUGUGUUGGACUUUUUACUAGAAGCCAAGAAUACUUGAAAUUGGCUGUUUGGGUCAUGGGUAAUUAGAUAACUGUUAAACUAAUUUCAUUUUGUUUACAUGGGUCUAUAGGUAUUCAUUCCUUGUAAAUACAACUGUUUUUAGCUGGGGGAAAGUGAAAAAGGAAAACUACAGCAAUGAGACUAAGCCUUAACAUAAGAUAUACAAUUUAAUUUGAUAAAAAAAGACAUGUAUUUUAAAAGUGUUUGUUGUCAAUGAAGCUAAAUUGCUUGCACCAUUAUUCACCAAUAUGUGCAGGUUUUUGUUGUGUCAUGUAGCUUGGGGUUGGUUUAGUUUGGUAGGUUUUCUCAUGUGCUUUUAGUCUGUCUUCUGUGCUAUGUGAGUAUGCAAGAAUAAUAAAUCGCUAAAUGUUGAAUAAUUUGUCAUCCGUUGGUGCAACCAGCUCGGUAACAUGGGCACUUGGGUUCCAGAUAACCGUUGAGGAAGAGCACAUCUUUAAUGAUUUCACAACAAAUUAAUUUCUUGCAAGCCACCAAUAUAAGAAUAUAAAUGUACAAAUAAGAACUAAUGAAAGGGGACACAUUUAAAUCAAGGCUCUCUCUGGACUGUACCUCUCUAGCAGUCAACAUUUAGAUUUUAUUAUGAGGCCUAACAAUCUCACACACGCGAUCAAGAGAAGAACUAUGACUAAAAUGACAUAACUUUGCUUUUAGGCGGGUAAUAGAAUCAGACAGAUGAUGAAUAAACAUGCAACACAUUACUGAAACUACUGAUAACUCCGGUGGCCCUCGGUGCCCAACAACUGUAAAAUAGGUAAAUCCGUGCAAAUAUACACAACAUAAGCAAAUACAAAAAACUGUGAUGAAAUUUGCAUCUCGUUUUCUUUUUCUUUCUGUAUUUGCAUGUAUAGUCUUUCAGCGAGUUGGAGUGAGUUGAGCUCUCAGGAACAUCAUAAAGACCUUUUUUCAACCUUUA